This is a messenger RNA of Pantherophis guttatus, 3282 nucleotides long. RefSeq names its product N-acetylneuraminate pyruvate lyase (gene NPL). The record is from RefSeq and is a predicted model, not a curated record. Lineage: Eukaryota; Metazoa; Chordata; Lepidosauria; Squamata; Colubridae. Gene Ontology annotation, molecular function: lyase activity.
AAAACAGAGAGAAGGGCGGGGGCAGGAGACAUCUCUUCUGCUUAAUGUGAUUUUGAAACCGGCGUUGGACAGCAUUGAUCCCGAAUAGCUGAGUGGCAUUUCUUCUAUAUCUGACUCGGCUUGUUUCAUGGCACUCCAGAAGAAACUACAGGGGCUGGUUGCAGCCACCAUUACCCCAAUGUCUGAGGAUGGAAACAUCAAUCUCUCUCUGAUCAGCCGGUAUGUGGAUUACUUAAUAAAUCAUCAAGGUGUCAAGAAUGUAUUUGUAAAUGGAACAACAGGAGAAGGUCUAUCCCUAAGCAUUCAGGAGAGAAAACAGCUGGCAGAGGAAUGGGUGACUCAAGGCAAAGAUAAGCUGGAUCAUGUAAUAAUUCAUGUUGGAUCACUGAGCUUACCUGAAUCCAAGGAACUGGCCAAGCACGCAGCUCAGAUAGGAGCGGAUGGCAUAUCGGUCAUUUCCCCUUUUUUCUUCAAACAGGUGAAUAAAGAUGAAUUGGUUGCCUUCUUCCGGGAUGUUGCAUCUCAAGCUCCUAAUAUCCCAUUCUAUUAUUAUCACAUUCCUCCAAUCACUGGCAUUAAAUUUUGUGCUGAAGAAUUACUAGCUAGUAUGAAAGAGCAGAUUCCCACCUUUAAGGGGGUGAAGUUCAGUGACAGAGACCUCCUGGAUUUGAGGCAAUGCCUGCAAAAAAGUGAACAAGACAAUUUUGUAUUUAUGUAUGGUGUGGAUGAGCAACUGCUGAGUGCACUGGUGAUAGGAGCAAAUGGGGCAGUUGGAAGUACAUAUAACUAUCUGGGCAAGGUUCAUAACUUAAUACUGGAAGCUUUUGCCUCUGGAGAUUUGAAUACAGCACAAAAAUAUGAGUUCUGCAUUCAGGAGUUCUUAGGCUUUCUCAUUUCACUAGGCUUUGGUGUUCCACAAAUCAAAGCAGUCAUGACAUUAUUUUCCGGGAUCCCGAUGGGCCCACCACGACUUCCACUUUCACCUGUCUCUGACGACUUCAUUGUUAAAGUAAAAACCAAACUGGAAAAGCUGAAUAUGUGUCUCUCUGGUUCAGGUUAAACCUCAUGGUGAUCUUAAAAGAAUAUCCAUAUAAUUUGAUAAACAGGUAACUUGAAAUGUAGUAUUUGAAAUACUUGAGGAUUGCACCAUUUUCAUGAGGUUUCAUGAAUUUAGCCUGGACUACUUCUUAUCCAGAAUGAUCUGGCUUGUUUGUGUGGAAGAUGAUACCUGCUUCUAGUCUGCCAAUGCUGUGAAAUUUUCCAGGGGAAAGAAAGUAACUUUGAAAUAGGAGGAUCUUGUUUCCAACAAAUAAAGAAGUCUUAUCUCCUGAAAUUUUUCUGCAAUCUUAGAGAGCAUGGCACAAUUUAAGCAAGUGAUUUAUUUCUUAUUACUUUCAUAUCUUGAAGCAAUAUGAACAAUAAUGUAGUGUUCAAAGCUCUGCAUUUAUAGAACCCAAACUCUAGAAGUCUUUUACAUUUACUCUUGAAAUUUGCAUACUGUUGAAAACUUGAAAUAGGAACAUGUCCAAUUGGAAUUAUGAAUUGUAAUUAACAAGUGUUUUCUAGCUUUUUUUAAAAAAAAACAAGCACCAUUUUUUUAAAUAAUGAAAGAGUAACCAAAAAAAGGAAUAAAGCUAACUACACACUCCUUGCCUAGAAGGCUGAACAACAAAUAUUAUUUAAAAAAGAAAUAACCUGGGAUUUCAUCUCAAUUUAUCUAGGAUACAUGCAUUCAUCUUUACAAAGAAGUAAAUCAUGAAAUGGAACUUAUUCUCAGCAUGAUGUUUUGAGCCUUAUGUUUUUGUUUACUACCACGCUUUUUAACCAUAGGCAGCCUAUGAAAUAAGUAUUCGCCUCAAAGUAUAUUAUAAUAUUGGGGAGGAAAAGGGGAGGAUUGUUGUACUAGCCUUGGAUGACACUGUUUUGAUGUAAAAAUGAGUAAAGCAGGCAUUUCCUUGAUCAAAUUGAAAUUCUAACUAUUAGAAGUUUUCUAGGGUCAGGAAUGAUAAAGGAGACUACACUUCAUGGAAAGAAAUUUAUUUCCAUCUGAUAAAAUCCUGAGUAUCACCUCUAAGCUACCAAAUCUAUCCCAAUUAAUUAUGGGAGUUGUAGUUCAAAUAAAUGGAUGAAACAGUAGCAGAUACUAUCAUUUUAUGCAGUUCUUAAAAGGUAAUAAGAGAGCCUUGGUAGUACAGGGGUUUAAGGCACCCUGUUAUUAAGCUGGUUAUUAAGACCAGCUGCCUGCAAUUACUGCAGGGUUCGAAUCUCGCCAAGGCUCAAGGUUGACUCAGCCUUCCAUCCUUUCUAAGGUAGGUAAAUUGAGGACCCAGUUGUGGGGGCAAUAAGCUGACUUUGUAUAAAUAUACAAAAGGAUGAAGGCUAUUGCUGAGCACAUUGUAAGCCGCCCUGAGUCUUCGGAGAAGGGCGGCAUAUAAAUCAAAUUAAAAAAAAAAAUAAGAUCUUGAAUUUAAAACAACACUCAAUGAAACUAACUUGUUAUAUUUUUUUUAACCCAUGCUAUUUAUAGCAGAUAUUCCCUUUUGCUGGUCAAAUAGAAAAAAUAGUGUUAAAUACAUCCUGACCAUUGUAUGUUUAGCAUACAGGUAUUCCUUGGAUUAUGACAGCAAUUGGGAUUAAGAUUUCAUACCCCUGAAAAUGUAUCUUAAAAUGUGUUGAACAUCUUGCCUGUUGCAUUAGAAGAUGGGCAAGAUAUUCUUCAUGAGAAAUUGUUCAGCCCUUUGUUUCUAAAUGAAGAUUGCCUUUUAAAAUUCUUUCUAUUAUACUGGUAAUCCAUUAGUUUUUGGUCUUGUAGAAAACAAGGAACUUCAAAAUCCGAUCAUAUUCUUUCUUUAUAUCUUAAUUAUAAUGUGCUUCCAGGUUGGGUUUUAAUGAAUAAUUGCCCACCCAUCAUUUAUACUUGCUGUUUUUUCUUUAACUACCAUUAAUUUUCUUGCUGCCGAAAUUCCAUCAGUGAGAAAAAUAUACAAGGGCUUCAUGAUACCUUUUGAUAGUUACAAGUAGGAGUCCUCUGCUUAGAAAUACUAUUAUUGUCUGAGCCAUACACUUGAGUUGGUCGAGUAGGUGCACUUUCAAACCUAAUAUCAAAUGUAUUUCUGCUUCUGUUAAUAUGGAAAUACAUUAAAUGUUGACAGAACAGAGGAAAACAAAGAAGAAACCACUGAUUGUUUCAUGCAGCUGGUUGUCUGCUGAUAACUGAUUGCUAACUACUGCUAAUUGUUUCCCUAAAUGCUUUGAUUGAAUAAAGAUAGUUUCCCAAGUGAC